Pieris macdunnoughi is the source of this 366-nucleotide messenger RNA. Lineage: Eukaryota; Metazoa; Arthropoda; Insecta; Lepidoptera; Pieridae. The record is from the annotation of a GenBank genome assembly.
AUGUCGCCCGAGGAGGUAGUGAUGCUAUCUGCUGCUUACAUAAUAAUUCACAAAAGCGUUAAUCAAAAAAAAAAAGAAGAAAAGAACUUCACCAGAAUGUCACCAACUGAUUUUGAAAUGUUAUUAAGAUUGAUUGGACCAUCAAUAAAAAAAAAUGAAACGAAAUUUCGGCAUCCUAUUGAGCCUCAGAGAAGACUACUUGUUACUUUAAGGUUUCUUGCAACAGGUGACUCAUAUGGCUCACUGUCAUAUUCCUUUAAAAUAUCAAAACAAUUGAUCAGCAAGAUCAUACCAGAAGUUUGUAAGGAAUUGAAUAAUGUUUUAAAGGACUAUGUAAAGUGGGGAGCACGGCAACACGUAUCAUAA